Messenger RNA from Oppiella nova, 494 nucleotides. Lineage: Eukaryota; Metazoa; Arthropoda; Arachnida; Sarcoptiformes; Oppiidae. The record is from the annotation of a GenBank genome assembly.
AACUCUACAAUCAAACUAAUCACUAGUCUUAUAGUUUAUAAUAAACUAAUCCCAAGACUACCUCAAAAACAAUGCUCCGGUAUCUGAUGGUUGUGUUGGCCGUACUGUUGGCCGUUAUGUUGGCUCAAGUAUCUCAUGUGAGCGCCGGCUAUCUCUAUGGAGGAUAUGGAGGUUAUGGAGGGUAUGGCGGAUACGGAGGUUAUGGAUAUCCAUACGGCUUCGGCUAUGGAAAGGGUUACGGAUUUUAUGGUUAACAAAUUAAUGGCUUGUCACUUCCCGGCUUUUAUUGGAUUUAAAAAAUAAACUUGGUUACAUUUUACUUCAAAAUUAUUUUUAUUAAUCAAAAGAUUUUUUAAUUACAAUCUAAUUAUAAUUAUAAUUCUGAUCUAAAUUUAUUUAUUAUGCUUAAUUGUUGUCUGCUCAAAAUUUUUUAUAUUAAGAAAUCUUAUUUUGGAAAUUGAUAUUUUUUAAUAAAAAUUUAUUUUUAUAUAAAA